Molecule: messenger RNA, 367 nt
Organism: Apis florea (little honeybee)
Lineage: Eukaryota; Metazoa; Arthropoda; Insecta; Hymenoptera; Apidae
Product: waprin-Thr1
Cellular component (GO): extracellular region
Molecular function (GO): peptidase inhibitor activity
Source: RefSeq, a predicted model, not a curated record
AUGAUUUUCUUAGAUGAUUCUUCUUUUCUUACAACUUUUUAUCUUUCAGAUAAAGAGGGUUACUGUCCAUUAAGAAAUAGUGUUUCAAAAUGCAUCCCUAGAUGUGUUUCCGAUUACCAAUGUUCUUUUAAUGAAAAAUGUUGUCCAAAUAAAUGUGGAAGUAAAUCUUGUGUUCAAGCAAGUCCUAUUAAUACUGGCAAUGGAUAUAAAGGAUCAUCGAACGAUGAUGUUUAUUGCGCUGGAAUAAAAUGUGGUCCAUAUGAAAAAUGUCAAUUUGAUCGUAGAACAAAACGAGAGAAAUGUGUUCGUACAUAGAUGAUUUUCUUAGAUGUAAUAUAUUUUUUAUGAAAUAAAUAAUUUCUUUUUU